CGUGGCACCAAGCCCCAUCCCUGUGCCGGUGCAGCCUGUGCCUGCUCUAGGGUGCAGCCCUGAGCACCCCGGGAUGGGGAGCAGGGCUCUGCGGCCAGCCCAGGUUCAUGAUGGUGCAGCUGAGCAGGGACCAUUGUACCUCUUGCAGUAAGAAACCUCUCCGCUCCUGAACCCGCACCCCACAGCAGUGGGGAUUUGGGGUGCUCUCCGGGUGGAAGGGGAACAGGGACAGUGGGAAAUGCCACCAUGGAGGGAACAGGACCCAGGGACGUCUCUUCUGUGGCAGGAGGAGGAGGCUGGGGUGGGUGCCAGCCAGAGCAGGGGCUGCCUGUGCCCAUCCCCGCGCAUCCCAGACCACAGACGUCCAUCCAUCCGUCCCUGCAGUCCCACCGUGCACAGUUUAACCUGGGACCGCCUGUGUUUUCUAACUCCCUGCUCUUUCCCCCGUGGGGAUGGUGCCAUGUCCCUUGGGGGAUGUCAGGGUGGGCUCACGGCAGCGCAGGUGAAAGGGUGCCCGGCCACGGUGGUGUUGGCUUCGUGCCGGCUCUGCCCCGGCCCCGCGUCUGGCUGGGGAAAGCCAGACACGUCCCGUCAGUUGUGGAAUUGGCUCUGCAGGUGGUUGGCAUAGAAACCAUGAAAGGCUGCAAUACAUCACUUGGCUUUUUUUUUAUCCUCCUUUUUUUUAGCCUCUUCCGUGUAAAUCUGUUUCUGUAGUAACACUUUUUCCGCCUUCCCCCCCCCCCCCCCCCCCGCCCCGGUUGACUAUGAAAUAUUUACACUCCGGCUCCCACGGCUCCCUCGCCAAAACAUCCCUGUCUGCGUGCGGAGACGGAUACGCAGCCGCCCGCGCCGCAGACGGGCACCGCGCACGUGAGCAGCUCUGCGCCGGCGGCCCCGAAGCCCGGCUGUCGUGGUGGCACAGUGCCUUCGCCUCCCGUUUGGUCCCGGCGGUGGGAAAUGUGGGGCACGUGUGGGCAGAGGUGCUGCCGCAGGUGACGGGGGGCCUGAUCCAGAUCUGGUGCCAUAGAAAACUCUCUGCACCGAUGAGGGGCUUGCUUUCCCCUUUGCUUCCCAAACCAGAGUCGCGGUGCCGCGGCAGCGCCGAAACGCCCGUGCCCCGGGCAUGAUGCUGCGUGGUGCUGAGGGUGCUGCCCACGCCUGGCCACCGUGUCCCCCCCCCCGUGGCACCCCGGCCACCACCCAGUGCCACUGUGCUGAGCUGAAUGGGGUUGACUCAUGCAAGAGCAGGGACCGGCUGGUAAUUAAGCUGCCAAUCAAGCGGCUGAGGUUGCUUUUUCAUUAGCUUGCUGUAAAUUAUAAAGCAAAUUCUCUGGGUAUGUAUUAUAAAUAAAAUCACAGCGGGGCCUCAUGAACCAGUGUGACAUCACCAAGGAAUUAGGGAUAAAAGACACGGCUAGGCUAAAAAUAAUAUAGGGUACGGUCAUUUGUUUUUCUUUAAAAUAAAGGCCUUAUUAUUAAAAUGGAAAUAAUUGCAGAUAUAAUUUACUUUUUCACCAGUCCCACUGCUCUUGCUUUGUUUUCGAGAUUUUUUUUUAUUCGGCUGAGCUGCUGGUUUUAAAUUGUGCCAGAUGCCCUGCCUGCAGGGUCCCGAGCCCAAGCCUUCAGCAAAAUCCCAUUCCUGGCUCUGUGCUGAGGAUGGGACUCGAGCUUCUCCAGUUCCUCGAGUGCGUUAGAAGAUCCUACCUUGAGAUGUUCACAGUUUAGGGAGUCCACUUUGCUUUCCUGUAUAGCAACCUGACAGUGGACACUAUCCUGCCAUCCUUACAACAUCCUUAGAAGAGGGAAAUGAAAGCCUGAGCCCUGAACUGCAGCCAAGUCCAAAAAUAAAAUUAGAUGCAAAUUAAAACUUGCAGAAACAUUUGCUGAUCUUAGAUUAUUUUUUUUUAAGUUCUCGGUGUGUUUUUGUAAUCAUUUUGACUACUGAAACGGAUCCUGGCCCCAAAAUCCUGCUGUCAUCAUCCCUAGCAAUUACAAGGAUUUUUGAAAUGGUUUUCUUUCUUUUUCCAGAGUUAACCCUUUGCAGUGAGCGCAAGGGCGGACAGGUUUGCCUGCGAGACAGGGUUGUGGCAUCGCCACGGGAUGGGGAGUUGGGGCUUUGUGCUGGGAGUUUCCCAGGAGGCAGAUGGGGGAAGCGGCAUUCGGGCUGGCCGGGGGCACAUGGUGCAGGGCAGCUUUCAGCAGCCCGAGGAAGCAAGCUGUUCCCUAAUCCAGCUGAUUUCUCUCUCCUUUCCUAUUUCUUUUUUUCCCCCAGGUCGGACAAAACCCUACAGGACAUAGUGUACAAACUGGUCCCGGGGCUUUUCAAAGGUACAGCCAUGGACAAUUAUAAUUGUGUGGGUUUGGGGUUGUUUGUAACUCGCUCCCACCCACCAGUGAAACCGGUCCCCCGGAUUUCGCGCUGCCCACGCACGCCCCUGCCCGUGUAAUGGGGACAGCAGGAAAAUGCAUGGUGUGAAUGGACAGGGAUGGGUCCGUCCGGAUAGUGCCCAUCCCACACUCCGGCAGCCCGGGGGCUGCUGCUGGGGGGAACUACGAAAAGCAAAGCUGGGAGCAGGAGCCGCGGAUUUGCUCUCCAAGUGCCUGCCCAUCCUCGGGGGAAAAAGUGUGGGGGUCUGCAGGUGUGGAAAGACUGAGGACAGUCGAGCCGCCAUAAAGGCAUUCUCACAGCAGCAGAUUUGCAGCCGCUCCAAGGGUUUUACUGAUGAGAUGAAGAGGCGGCGCGACUUCUACGCAGCCUACCCCAUGGCAGAGGUCCCCAACGGGUCCAAUGAAGAUCGCGGGGAAGUCUCCGAGCAGGACAAGGGGAACCUGACGGAUGAUGAGAUCGUUAGCCUGUCCAUAGAGUUUUACGAAGGGUCAAGAGAGGAGAAGAAAGGGACCGUUGAGAACGGGGACCUGGAGAAGGAGAAGAAGAACGGGGUGCGGUUCCUGCGCUGUCCCGCCGCGAUGACCGUCAUGCACCUGGCCAAGUUCCUCCGCAACAAGAUGGACGUUCCCAGCAAGUACAAGGUGGAAGUCCUCUACGAAGACGAGCCCCUCAAGGAGUAUUACACCCUGAUGGACAUCGCCUACAUCUAUCCCUGGAGGAGGAACGGGCCCCUGCCGCUGAAAUACCGCGUCCAACCCGCCUGCAAACGGCUCAAGCUGUCCCAGCCGGCCACCUCCGAGUGCACCAACACCAGCGGCGCCUCUGAGUGCGAGUCGGUCAGCGACAAAGCCCACAGCCCCGCCACGCUGCCCGCCACCUCCUCCUCCCUGCCCAGUCCCGGUACCCCAUCCCACGGCUCGCCCAGUUCCACCGCCGGCAGCGGCCCCGCCGGUACCGGCACCGCGCUCAACGGCACCUCGAACUGCCACCCGCUGCCGCCCGCCGCCAGCCGGUGCCGCAAAACGACUGUCAAUGGCAGCACGGCCUCCGCCUUGACCUAAACAAUGACGAAACAGGGACUCCUGGCUGGGUUUUAUAUAUCUAUAUAUAUUAUAUAUAUACAUAUAUAAAUAUAUAUGUGUACAUAGGGAGAAAAAAAAUUAUACAUACUUAUUUUCUAUUGAUUGACCAGAUUAAUUUAAAAUGCAAAUAAGACACAUAAAUGUGGUUGAAUAUUUUUAAAUGUUUUUUGUUUUUUUUUUUUUUUAAAUUUUCGUUUUAACUUAUGUAAGCUGCAUGCCGGAGCUGGGAGCCAUGCAGGCGCUGCCGCCUUCCUUGCUCGUUUUCUCUAACACUUUUCACUCUCCUCCCCAUCCCUCUCCCCUCGCGCCUGCUCGGAGCGAGACGGGGCCGUGAGCGGGGACUCCCAGCUGCACAGGUAAGGGCCAAGCACAGGUAAGGGCCAAGCACAGAAGCCAAAAAACUGCCCCCCAGCCCCGCCGUGCCCUGUGAUUUUUUUGCUUUUUUUGUGUUUAUUUGGGGAUUUUAUGGCACCAGGUUUGAUAAUGUGGUGCCUGUGGCCAGCUGGGACCAGUGGUCCAUUUGUUGGCAUCGAGCAUCACUUGCUAGUGUUGCCCCCCCUCAGCUUUGCCUUGCCGUACAUGUUUCUGUCUCUUUUUUGCUUUCCCUGUGUGGUCUCUGGACGGUGUUUCAGGCUCUGAUCUAGCAAAGCCUCACACAGACGCUUCCCUUUAUGCACAGUAAGUAGUUUGUUUUUUGGGUUUUUUUCCCCCAGCUUAAAAAAACUAUGCUUGCAACUUGGUGGUGAAGGGCCAGCCGUACCGGGGGUGGGAGCACAAGCCCCGCUGAAUAUUGGUUUCUCCUCCCCGGGGCAGACGGGCAGCGCUGGGUGCCAACAGCUCCGGGCACUGAUGGGAAAUUUUGGCUGGGGGCAUCUAAAUGGUUGGGGGCUGCUUUGGCAGCGCUGGGUGAGUCUGCGUGGGACCCAGGGGCUUCAAAUGCCACUACCCUGCCCAGGCAGGGAGGGGGUGCACGGGACUCCCACGUUGCUGGCUCCCCACUCACCUCCAUGGCUUCAACGCCACAUUUCAGAGCAUUUAUUUUUGUUGCCCCCCGUCCUUCCUACCUUCUCCUGUCCCCACAUUGGGUUUUUAAAAAAAUAAAAUAAAAAAAAUAAGACUACAGUGCCUUUAGCCAGGAGGCUUCGGUGAGGGGCGAGCGUGGGAAGGUGCUGCCAUGUUUUGGGCAGGAGCGGCGCGGCACCGGUAUUGCCGGCUGCCCACACGCUCCGGGGAAGGGACCAACUUUGUACAUUGACAAAAAAAAAAAAAAGCACAUGAGCCCCGGGGAGCACAGACCCCGGGGGUUUCUCUCUUACCCUUGCUGGGGAAGGGGGUGAAUGACAAAAAAUAAGCAAGUGCCUGCAGCGCCCGGAUGGCACCCCACGGCCAGGCAGCGGCUACGGCCGCCCACGACGGCACGGUGAGAACCAAAGGAAAGCGGCACGGGAAUUGUAUGAACAGCCCGACUCCAAAGGUCAGGAAACAUGGGAUGUUGUUAUUGUAUUUUUAAAUUUUUUUUUAAUUUUUUUUUUUUUUUUUUUUUUUAAGUACUUGCACCCCCAUCACGGACUUGACAGCGGCACCUUCGCUAUAGCACAGCCCCGGGCUCCGCUGCCCUCCGGGCACUGGGGAUGGGGCCCGGGAAGGUCCCCGCGGGGCCCCUUUUGUUUCUCUCUUCCCCAUCCCCGGGCUGGGGCUGCACGAGGGGCUCGAAGCGUGUCGGGGGGGCUGCAUUUGUCUCGACUUUGACACCCCUUUUCUCCUUGUAAAUAGGCCAAAAUGGACUGAGGGAGGCAGCUGAAGUGCCUCGGUCUGGGGUUUGUGUGGGGCUCUUGGGGGGGUUGUUUUGUUUUCUGUUUUUUCCUAUAUGGUACAAACCAAAUUGCUCUGUAUGUUUGCAUCCUGUACGAUGUUUUAAUGUCUUGUAAUAUAUUCUGAUAUUCAUAUAUUGUUAUUGGUUAAACAUUUGUAUAACUAUACAGCUUUGUAAAUGUAAUAAAUGCUGCAGACUGUCA
This is a messenger RNA of Aquila chrysaetos chrysaetos, 5486 nucleotides long. RefSeq names its product polycomb group ring finger 2 (gene PCGF2). The record is from RefSeq and is a predicted model, not a curated record. The transcript is spliced from 7 exons. Gene Ontology annotation, cellular component: PRC1 complex. Gene Ontology annotation, biological process: negative regulation of transcription by RNA polymerase II. Gene Ontology annotation, molecular function: promoter-specific chromatin binding. Bases 2464 to 3450 code for a protein of 328 amino acids. NCBI's taxonomy places the organism in Eukaryota, Metazoa, Chordata, Aves, Accipitriformes, Accipitridae.